Molecule: messenger RNA, 1211 nt
Organism: Sorghum bicolor (sorghum)
Lineage: Eukaryota; Viridiplantae; Streptophyta; Magnoliopsida; Poales; Poaceae
Product: extensin
Exons: 2
Coding region: 78-1211 (377 amino acids)
Source: RefSeq, a predicted model, not a curated record
ACAAGCCAUCAGUGAGCUAGUAGGCAGUAACCUGUCUUGCUAAUCGCUGGCAGCUAGGCGGCCAGCGAUCUCACGCCAUGAGAUGGAUAGUAGCUCUGUUCCUUCUCACCCUCCUCCUCACCGUUCACAUAGUCCAAGCCGAUGACGACAAGUCGUCUGGGGACAAGGGGCAUGGUUCUGAUUCCAAGGAUGGCAGUGAUCACAACUCACAGAGAGAUAAGGGAGGUGAUGGAGAGCAAGGCACUGACAAAGGUGACGGCAGUAAUGGGGUUGGGCCAGUGAAGAACCCACAUUGCCAAAAGCCAGGGAAAGGUCCAGACCCACAUGGUGAUGGUCACGGGCAUCCAAAGAAAGAUGACUGUGGUCAUGACCAAGAGUCACCAUCACCGUCUAAUGACUCAUCAGGGCCUCCCUCCUCCUCAGGUACACCUCCACAAUCUUCAAGUCCCCAAGAAACACCUCCACAACAAUAUCCUCCACCACCAAAGUCCAGCCCUCCUGUGACGCCUCCAAGCAACAGUUUCCCUCCACCGCCUUCAAGUACCCCAACCACAGCCCCGAUAUAUCCGCCAAAUAACCAACCACCCUCGUCGCCCUCCAGCCCUCCAACCAUGCCUCCACACAAAUCUCCUCCACCACAACAAUCUAGUCCUCCAGCCAAGCCUCCAACUAACAAUUCGCCUCCACCACCAUCAAGUCCACCGAUUGCACCACCAACUUAUAGUCAACCACCUUCAUUGAUACCUAGUCCACCUCCACACCAAGCCACACCACCACAACAAUCUAGUUCCCCUCCACCACCUUCAAGUACCCCAACCACACCUCCAACAUAUCCACCAAAUCACCAACCAACCCCGUCGCCCUCUAGCCCUCCUACCAUGCCACCACAAUCUAGUCCUCCAACCAACAAUUUGCCACCACCACCGUCGAGUCCACCCAUUGCACCUCCAACCUAUAGUCAACCACCUCCAUUGCAUUCUAGUCCACCUCCACAUCAAGCUACACCACCACAACCAUCUAGUUCCCUGCCACCACCUUCAAGUACCCCAACCACACCUCCACCAAAUAACCAGCCACCACUCUCGCCCUCUAUCCCUCCUACCAUGCCUCCGUACAAAUCUCCCGUGCCACCACUAUCUAGUCCUCCAACCAACAAUUUGCCUCCACCAUCACCCGGCUUCUUCUUCACCCUUCCUUCUCCGGUAGAUUGA